Messenger RNA from Perkinsus marinus ATCC 50983, 780 nucleotides. RefSeq names its product meiotic recombination protein DMC1, putative. NCBI's taxonomy places the organism in Eukaryota, Perkinsozoa, Perkinsida, Perkinsidae. Gene Ontology annotation, biological process: t-circle formation; double-strand break repair via synthesis-dependent strand annealing; telomere maintenance via recombination. The coding region runs from base 1 to 780 and encodes 259 amino acids. Gene Ontology annotation, cellular component: Rad51C-XRCC3 complex; replication fork. The record is from RefSeq and is a predicted model, not a curated record. The transcript is spliced from 2 exons. Gene Ontology annotation, molecular function: ATP-dependent DNA damage sensor activity; ATP hydrolysis activity; four-way junction DNA binding.
AUGUCGGCUCGUGAUUACGGCCAUCUCCAACGCCAAUAUGUCUCUACGGGAAUGCCCUCAUUAGAUGCGUUCUUACGAGGAGGGUUGCCGGUGGCUCAGCUUGUGGAGCUCUAUGGCCCUGCAGGCUCCGGUAAAACACAAGUUUUGAUGUCUAUUGCCGUGGCAGUCUUAGCUGGCGAAGGUCGAGUCUUCUGGUUCGACAGCGAGAGAACACUUCAUCCCGAGCGCUUCCAAUCUCUAUGUGAACGCAGGUCACCUCACGCUCCCAUUGAGGGCAUGCUGUCAAGAAUGGCGAUCAAAGAGUGCGACGAUCUAUUGGACUUGAUACGAGGCGUUGAGGCGUUGAAGACAAUUCCAACUUGCGAAGGGGUUCCGUGUCUAGUUGUCAUCGAUAGUGUCGCCGCAGCCGCUCGAUGCACUGAAGACAUCAUCCUGUCCCGUAUGCAGGGCGACAAAUCUGAGGGGUCCGACGCUGCCGUCCUCGCCGAACGCCAGAGUUUACUCAACAGAUUGGCAGUUGCUCUCAAAGGAGCCGCUUGGGUUCAACGUGCCGCUGUCGUAGUCAGCAAUCAUGUUACCGCUGAUUUCGAUUCGAACCAGAGCGAUGCUUUCAAACCAGCGCUCGGUCUGACGUGGUCCCAUGCGGUGAAUGUUCGACUCAUGAUCAAUAGAGUUGAGGAAUCAUCUCAAAGGGAGAUCGUCCUCACCAAAUCAGCACAGCAAAUGAGCUCGUCGUGUAGUGUCCGUAUUACUAUCGAUUGCGUUGCGGUUUCUCCCUAA